Diprion similis is the source of this 1977-nucleotide messenger RNA. It is a transcript of the gene Atg4b, whose product is annotated as cysteine protease ATG4D. NCBI's taxonomy places the organism in Eukaryota, Metazoa, Arthropoda, Insecta, Hymenoptera, Diprionidae. The record is from RefSeq and is a predicted model, not a curated record. Gene Ontology annotation, molecular function: protein-phosphatidylethanolamide deconjugating activity. The coding region runs from base 215 to 1639 and encodes 474 amino acids. The transcript has 6 exons.
AGCGAUUGAACAUGACGCCUUCAGCGGGCUCGGCGGCGGGUGGCGGUUCGAUUUCGACGAGCUUGAAAAGUGGGAAACGCGGUGAUUAAGCGCUGUGUAAAUUUAAAUAAACGUAUGAUUGUUCAGCUCGGUGUUACGCGUUCGAAAAUGUAGUUUGUCACAGUAGCCUAAAAUUAAUAAAACGCUAGACAUUGAAAUCGCAGUUUAAUCGGUUAUGAACGGGCAACUCCAAUCUUCGCGCGAGAGGUUAGGUGCAUUCAGUGGGGGAGCAGGAUGGUUCACCGGGUUUGUUACUCCCGGUCAUACCGUAUCAUCGCAAAAGAUAUCACCAAUAUCCACCGACGACUCGAGCAAUGGUUCCGAGGUCGAUGGAAAAAUGAAGAAGAAGCUAAUGUCGAUGUGGAAUAAUGUGAAAUACGGGUGGAGCAUCAAGAUCAAGACUAACUUCUCAAAAGAAUCUCCUGUCUUUCUCCUUGGAUCCUGCUACCAUAAAAGACAAAAUGAAGAUUCUCCUGAACGAGCAGUCGAAGCUGUAGGGUUGGAUAUGGGAACCGGUAGCAACGUGUCAUUGGCAAAAGAUGCCUGUACUUUAGAACAAGGAAUGGAUGGUUUUCGGAAGGACUUCACAUCCCGUUUGUGGUUGACUUAUCGACGGGAAUUUCCCAUCUUGAAUGGUUCCAACUUUACAACGGAUUGUGGCUGGGGCUGUAUGCUUAGAAGCGGACAAAUGAUGUUAGCCCAAGCGCUAGUCUGUCAUUUUCUCGGCAGAGAAUGGAGGUGGCGGCCUGACGAGUCCAUUGAUUCAGUCCAGCAAUUCCACGAGGACUCGCAGCACAGAAUGAUCAUCAAAUGGUUUGGGGAUCAGCCAGCCCCACUGUCGCCACUCUCCAUACACGCUUUGGUCUCUUUAGGUACAGCUGCUGGAAAAAAGGCUGGAGAUUGGUACGGUCCGUCGUCAGUAGCUCAUCUUCUCAAACAGGCUGUCGAACGUGCCGCGAUUUGCCACGUUGAAUUUGAUCAGCUUGCGGUAUACGUUGCACAAGAUUGUGCCGUAUACAUGGAUGAUGUAGCAAAGGUGUGCCAAAAGCCCGAUGGAAAUUGGAGAUCUCUGGUACUGUUGGUUCCUCUGAGACUGGGCAUGGAUAAGUUAAAUCCCGGAUAUGCGCCAUGUCUUACAGCUCUUCUUAGUUUGGAAGACUGCAUAGGGGUGAUUGGGGGACGUCCACGUCAUUCUCUUUACUUCAUCGGUUACCAGGAGGACAAGCUGAUCCACCUAGAUCCACAUUACUGUCAAGAAACGGUCGAUGUAUGGAGGCGGAAUUUCUCGCUGGAGAGCUUUCACUGCACUUCACCACGAAAGAUGCUUCUGUCAAAAAUGGACCCCAGCUGUUGUGUGGGAUUUUAUUUUCGCGACAAAGCUGCGCUCGACAGUUUUGUGACAGUAGUUGCACCUUUUUUGAUACCACCCAACCAGAAAAAUGAGUAUCCAAUGUUCCUCUUCAGCGAAGGCAGUGGGGCUGACGUUCAGCGUAGUAUGGAGAAUAGAAAAAGUCUUUUGUCAUCGUCCGAGGAGUCCAGCAAGAUUGAAGAUGAUGACAGUCAUUACGAGUGUGAAGAAUUCGAAUUGUGCGAAUGGUAGAGCAAAUUAAAUACAAUUAGAGAAAGUUGUGAGAACAACCAUAAAUAUAUAUCAUACAUAUCUAUAUAACAUAUGUAUAGAUAUAUAUGUAUAUAUGUACAAGGAUAUAUAUUUACUUAAAAAAAAGUACUUAAAAGAAUGUUAGGUAAGCACCUGAUGAUAAUGCCGCGAUAUUCCUAGGACUCAAGACUUACUAUUAAUUAUUAAUUCGUACUCACUUAAUUAUGCACUAGCACAUUCAACUGACAAUUUGAACGCGUGUUAUGAAUUGACAUCCUUUCCUCUUCUUCAAGUAAUCGAAGAAAUAACAAUUCGCCAUUUUUUUUUUAUUAAUAUAC